UUGUUAAGUUUAAUACAAACUAUAUUUUAGUGAAAAUUUAAACUGUAGGCUGCUGCCUAUUUUAAUCCCUAUUUUGACUGGUUGCUAAUGGCUUUUUCAUAAGAAAUUUUGUUUUUAAAGGUAUAAAAGAACUAUUUAUAUAAUUUGCUCAAUUGUGUACAUACAGUGUACUGUAAAAUGUUUUCGAAGGCCAUCAAAAGUUCAAGUAUUAGUUAAACUUACAUUCAUAAGCAUGUGAUUCUCGCUCAGCAAAAAUAGAUAUAAUCAUCUUGAAAAAAGGAUAAACAGAAACAUCAUAAGUGAUUUUACUAUUGGUUCUUCCACAAUAUUCAGAUUAAAAAAAAAACUUAAGAAACUUGUUGCCAUAGUUCUAACAGAAAUAGUAUACAAAAUAGAAGCCACAUUGACAAAUCCUAAAAUUCAAAUUCUGGAUAGUGCCUCGUACAGUUGGUUUAGUUCUAAACAAUCAGUGUGCCUAUGAUCAUGGAAUUACCAAAAUGUUUUCACAGUGAUCUAAAACAUAAAAAGUGCUUGUGUUUUUUAAAAUGAUUGGCUUCUGAAAUUAAAAAUUUGACACGGAAUCCGGAGGUUGGAUGUAGCAGACAAGCACAGGUUAGCCAAUGAAAAUGCAGCUGAGGAAUGUAAGAACACUUUUGCAGCUUUGUUGUAGGGUAUCAAUUAACCUGUGGUAAAGUUUUUCAAUGCAGAUGAACCCGGUCAUGUAUGCAUUGUUUGCCUAAGUCUACUCUGGUGGGAGGUAAAGAAAAAUGUGCUAAGAGAUUCAAGAAAAAAAAGAAAAAUUGACUGUUUUGUUGGGUGUAAAUUAUUCUGCUGACAACUAUCAUUAGUUAAUUUUAAAAAAAUCUAGAGAUUUAUGAGGAGUUCUAAACAUGCCUGUGCAUUACCAGGGCCAUUGAGAGAAACAAAGGCCCGGAGGCAAAUAAUUUUGUGGGAUCACCUCCCAAUUACUUAAUACACCAAUUUUCAAACCUAAAAUGUAAAACAAAUUUUAUUACUACACAUGACGAUGGCUUUAAAUGUAAAGGUGAUCAUGUUUCGCAUAACUUGCAAGGUUUGCAAUAUACUUUAUUAGCAGUAGGCUUGUAAUUUUUGUUCUAUAGGGGUAUACACACCAAUUUAAAAAUUUAUUUAAAAUACAACUGGGGCCCCCAUAGAGUUCCAGCCCCUUCCUCCAAUAACCUUGUGCUUAAAAUGUGCAGAGAAAUACAUGAAUGACAGCAUGCUUGUUUUAAGAACUUUUUUAAAUCAUUUUAUACAAGUAAAGUAAAACUUGAAGAAACUUGGAAUGUCAUAAGAGCCCUGUUGGAUAACUGUGCCGGUCAUCGUCCUGCUUCUGAUUUGGUUUUCAGCAAUAUUUUUGCAGAUAUCCUACCACCAUGUUGAGACCUGUGAUAAAGGUGGGCCCUGAACUAGCUGACUCGGUGCUCUGAUUGUGUUGGAUAUCAUUCAAAUUACAAACUGUUGCCACUUGAGGGUGACUGACAUGUUAUGUCAUGUCAUUAACAUGUCACAUUAGUGAUCACAGUCACCAGGACACUUUGUGGCUAUUCGGAUGUGAAUUUUGGUGUUGAUAUUUAGUGGUUUAAAUUGUGAUAAUGGAUUUGGACAACUAAAUUUAAUAGUUAACCAUCAUAUAUUAUGUUAUUAAUUGUAUAGAUAUUUCCAAGGCUUGUCUGAAUUAAAUUAUAUAUUAAAUUAAAUAAGAGUAUAUAUAGUUUAUUACAUAUAUAAAACUUUUUUAAAUUGUAAUUUUUUUCCCUCGCGUUUUGGAAUGUAAAAACAUAAUCCAUAACAAAAUGGUAUGCAUGUGUGAAGCUAUCUGAAAUACCUACUGAAGUGGAGAGAAUAAGUGAAUAUUAGGUCUUGCUGAACAGCUAAGUUUUUUUAAUCUGAGGUGUGUGAACUUGUUUUCAGCUUUCAAAUGUUGAAAAGUAGCCGACAGUUAUGUAAAAGUGUUAUUUGCUAGAUUUUUUUUUAAGUGGAGGUAAGUGAAGGACUAGUAAAAUAUUUUAAAAUAUUACAUUUUUUAGCUGUUAUGAAUGCUUUUUUUUUAUUAUUAUCACAAAGUCUCGGUAAAGUGCGCCAACUAAUGCCAAUUAAUAAAAAGUAAGUUGAUCUUCGGGCUUCUUUUUUCUUUUCCCUCACGUGAGUUGUGAUUGGUUGAAAGAUCAGUCUGCCAGAGUAAUUUGGAGAGUUGGUAUGUAGUUGCGAAGGCGAGAGGUGAGAAGAUUGCUGUUGAAGUUUGGGCAGGGUCUUGUCAGACUGAAACUUUAUUUAGUUACGGUACUUGAAUCUUAAUAAUGUCCCGUUGUGUACUUGUGCCUAAAUAAGGACUUCUCCUUAGUAGAACACAUCAAAAAAUAAAAAUUAUAUGCAAGAUGGCGGAUUCAAGUUACUAUCAGGGGGACUACAUCCGGCACCCGGUGCUGUACGAGCUGAGCCACAAGUACGGCAUGUCGACGGAGAGCGUGCCGGAGGCGGCGCUGCCCUGCAAGCUGGAGGAGCUGAAGGAGCUGAUCAGGCGCGAGAUCCGCAAGGAGCUGAAGAUCAAGGAGGGCGCGGAGAAGCUGCGCGAGGUGGCGCGCGACCGCCGCAGCCUCGCCGACGUCGCCACCAUCGUGAAGAAGGCCAACUUCAAGCUGGCCGAGCUGCAGCAGGAGCUGCACGAGCUGGAGUCGCAGAUCAUCCUGACGCAGGGCAACACGGCGUCGCCCGUCGGCGCGAGGCACGGCCUCGACAACGGCCAGGAUGCGUUGCUGUCACCUACACCUGGCCACACCAAGCACUGUCAGGAGGGGGCGCUGUUUUGUGACCUGAGGCUGCUGUCGCUGGAGAAGCAGCUUAACAUAGAGCUGAAGGUGAAGCAAGGGGCGGAGAACAUGAUCCAGAGCCUGACGAGCGGCCACUCGCGCGACAAGAAGCUGCUGGCGGAGGCACAGCAGAUGCUGCUCGACUCCAGGGCCAAGAUAGAGUUCCUGAAGCUACGCAUCCUCAAGGUGAAGCAGAGCCGGCAGCAGCAGCUGCAGCUGCGGCAGGCCGGCGAGGAUGCCUCCAGCAACGGCGAAGCCCACAACAAAGACAAGUUCGAAACCACGCUGGAGACGCCCCUGGAGGACAGGGUGGAGGAACUGAGGCACCGGCUGAGGAUAGAGGCUGCGGUCGUUGAAGGCGCCAAGAACGUUAUACGGCUGCUGCAGAGCUCCAGAGUCGCUGACAAGAAGGCUUUGCAGGAGGCGCAGCAGUCGCUGGCGGAGUCGAGCCGCAAGCUGGACCUACUGCGCAAGUCCCUGGACUUGCGACGGCAGGAGCUGCCCCCCGACUCCCCCCAGGCGGCCCAGCUGAAGCGCGAGCUGCAGAUCGUCCAGGCGGCCAGUCCCGUGCCCGUCACCUACACCAGCCUGCAGCCCUUCCGCGGCCGCUGCGACGGCUCCGAGUCCUCCGCCCCGCACCCGUCCUCCUUCAGCCGCUGUGCGGCCGUGACCGGCAAGCUGGAGGUCAGGUUGAUGGGCUGCCAGGACCUGCUGGAGGAAGUUCCCGGAAGAUCGCACCGGGACAAGGACGGGACGUCCAGCCCCGGGGACCUCCGCUCCUUCGUGAAGGGAGUCACAGGCCGCAGCUCAAGCAAGUCGUAUAGUGUCAAGGAUGAGACUAGUAAUGAAAUAAUGGCAGUUAUCAAGCUGGACAACCAAACGGUUGCACAGACCAAUUGGAAGCCCUGUUCCCAGCAGGCGUGGGACCAAAGGUUCUCUAUAGAUCUGGACCGGUCCAGAGAGCUGGAGAUAGGUAUCUACUGGCGGGACUGGCGUUCCCUGUGCGCUGUCAAGUUUCUGCGGUUGGAGGAGUUCAUUGAUGACAUUCGCCACGGCAUGGCGCUCCAGCUGGAGCCACAGGGCUUGCUGUUUGCAGAGAUAAAGUUUCUGAACCCGAUGAUAUCAAGGAAGCCUAAACUUCAGCGGCAGCGAAAGAUCUUCAAGCAACAAGUUAAGAACUUCCCGCGAGCGAAGCAGAUGAACAUCAAUGUUGCAACGUGGAGUCGGCUGCUUAAGAGAUCCUCCCCGUCGAUACAGAACAACCACAGUCGCGCGUCUUCUGAGAGUCCUCCUGCAGGAAUGCCACCGCAACACCUCUCGUUCGACUUAUCGCUGGCCGAGGACAAGCCGGAAGCACCGGGCGAGUCGCCCGACCCACAGGUGGCAGGACUGUCCGGUGCACGGCCCCUAGGGCUCGGGGUGGCCGUGCUGCCCCCGUUGCCCCCGGAGGGGCCCCUGCCCUCUGCCAUCAGCGGCAGGAAGAGAGCGUCUCUGCCCACGCCGCCCCCGCCACCCAGACUGGAUGUGGAGUUGCAGAGCGCACUGCGAGAGUUUGACUUCUUGCACGCGGAGGAGCGAGACCCCAGCCCAUCUGCACCGCCGCUCCCUGCCGGCGCGGGGUCGUCGGGCCACGAGCACUCCCCCUCGCCCCAACCAGUCAUUCAGUUUCCAGACGAAGAGAAUGUGUAUGAUCAGCCAGACCAGAUGGGAGGCGUGCGGCGACUGGAACACCGUGACAGUGCGUACGAGUCCCGUCGCCAGUCGCAGUUCACAGGAAUGUCGCUGGAUAACUUCAGACUGCUGAGUGUGCUUGGCAGAGGACACUUUGGAAAGGUAAUCCUUUCGCAGUACCGUAACACAGGGGAGUAUUUUGCGAUAAAAGCACUGAAGAAAGGUGAUAUCAUUGCUCGAGAUGAAGUGGAGUCUCUCCUCUCGGAAAAACGUAUUUUUGAAGUUGCAAAUGCUAUGAGGCAUCCUUUCUUGGUGAAUCUAUUUGCCUGCUUCCAGACAGAGGCUCACGUCUGCUUCGUGAUGGAAUAUGCGGCCGGUGGAGACCUCAUGAUGCACAUUCAUGCGGACGUGUUCAUAGAACCAAGAGCAGUUUUCUAUGCCGCGUGUGUGGUCCUGGGGCUGCAGUAUUUACAUGAAAACAAGAUUAUUUACAGAGAUCUCAAGUUGGAUAAUUUGUUGCUGGACACAGAAGGUUACGUGAAGAUUGCAGACUUUGGCUUGUGCAAGGAAGGAAUGGGUUUUGGCGACCGAACUGGCACUUUCUGUGGCACACCAGAGUUCCUCGCCCCGGAGGUGCUGACGGAAACAUCGUACACCAGAGCCGUGGACUGGUGGGGGCUGGGGGUUCUGAUAUUUGAAAUGUUGGUUGGAGAGUCUCCUUUUCCUGGUGAUGACGAAGAGGAAGUGUUUGACUCCAUAGUGAAUGAUGAAGUUCGUUACCCUCGGUUCCUGUCACUGGAAGCUAUUGCGAUCAUGAGACGGCUGUUGAGGAAGAAUCCAGAACGUCGUCUUGGCUCCAGUGAGCGUGAUGCAGAAGACGUGAAGAAACAAGCAUUUUUCAGGAAUAUAGCUUGGGAUGAUUUACUGUUGCGACGUGUGAAACCCCCAUUCAUACCAACUGUGACUUCCGUGGAGGACGUGAGCAACUUCGAUGAGGAGUUCACCUCAGAGAGACCGCAGCUAACACCUCCAAGGGACCCCCGGGCACUGAACGAAGAGGAACAAGGCCUGUUCAAAGACUUCACCUACAUGGCAGACUGGUGCUGACAUGCGUGGGGCCCGUGCUGCUAGCGGGUGCUGUGACGCAGGCAGCAUGGCGGCAAGACUUGAUUGUGGUGGCAAACGUGUUGCAUGGUCGGCAGAUUAGGAAUACUUUUAUAAAUAUUUAUUGAUCUCCGCCAUUUUAAAUUGGUUCAAUGUUUUCAAAGUAUAACCAAGAACUGGUACUUAUAUCUAUAAUUAUAUGAUAUUGGAAGGAAGGCUAGGAUACGACCGAAGGAAAUUUUAUUGAUAGUUCAUGUAACUUAUUUGUACAUUCACUUUAAGAAAAGUGGGAUGUUAAUCUAAAAAUAUUAAUUGUGCAAACUUUGGAAUUUGUUGAGGUGAAAAAUUUAUUAUUAAAUCAUUUUAAAUUUUCAGAAAA
This is a messenger RNA of Bacillus rossius redtenbacheri, 5985 nucleotides long. It is a transcript of the gene Pkn, whose product is annotated as serine/threonine-protein kinase N. Gene Ontology annotation, biological process: signal transduction; protein phosphorylation. Lineage: Eukaryota; Metazoa; Arthropoda; Insecta; Phasmatodea; Bacillidae. The record is from RefSeq and is a predicted model, not a curated record. The transcript is spliced from 19 exons. Gene Ontology annotation, molecular function: protein serine/threonine kinase activity; small GTPase binding; ATP binding. Gene Ontology annotation, cellular component: cytoplasm; nucleus. Bases 2400 to 5609 code for a protein of 1069 amino acids.